AUAAAAUGGGUGCUCAAUGAUGAAAGCGUAAAGUCGUAGUUGCCUCUAAAGACAGCUAUACCAAUAUAAUCGAAAAUAGUCAACUGAAUCAGGUUUACGCACGGACACAGAUGCUUCGAAAAUAAGAUUGAGAAAAAAUCUACGCUAAACGCACAGAUCAGCAAUAGCAAUGAAAAAUCAAACAGAAAUUAUGGGUCAACAGUGGAUAGUAACCUGAGAUAUGAAGGAAGCCUCCAGAGUGAAGAGGAGUGCAUCAAGAAGUUAGGUGCCAUCCGUAAAACUUACCAUUUCCGGUUCAGAGAUAGUGGAGCAAAAGAAUUAACAAAGGAUGAGAAAGAAAUAUUUGAGUAUCAUAAAUUGGAAUUAUUAGGCCAAGGAGAGAUUUCUGAUGUAUAUUGUGCCAUAAAUCUCACCACUCAAGAGCCAUUCGUCAUCAAGACUUUUUGAUUUCCGGAAAAAGAAGCUUUACUUUACCACAAGCCGAUGAAUGAAGCCAUAAAAUAUAUGAAGGAGGAACUCAAGGGAUACACUGCUUUCUGAGCUUACCACAACUUGUACCUUGAUGAGCGUGAGAAAGAGAAGGAGUUAGAAGAAAAGGAAUUAGAAGAACAGGAAGAAGCAGAAGGUGAAGAAACCCCAGAGCAAGGAACUUCUCUCAGUCUCACAAUGGAUUAUAUCCAAGAAUCAAUCCAGAUAUCAGAAUCUCUUGAAAAUUGAGAAGAUUUCAAUGAGAAAAUAGUUAGGAGAAUUGUUGUAAAAAUAAUGAAAGCAUUGGGGAUCCUUCAAAAGAAUGGACUUUAUCAUGGACGACUAAACUGCAAUAAUGUCUACAUUGAUCAAAAUUGGAAUAUUAUUAUGGUUGACUACGGAUUAAUGAAUGCACUCAGAGUAAAAUAACCCACUGACAACAGAAGAAGGGAUCCGUCUUGAUAUUCUCGCAAUGGGAAUCAUGAUCCUCGACAUGUUAGGAAUUUCCUUUGAAAAAUUUGAUGAAAAAGUCUACAAUGAAAAGAAAGUUCCUCCAAACUUGAUUAGCUUCCUCGACACAUGUUUUGAAGGAAGUAUAGAGCUGGAAGAUCUUUAUAUUCAUCCUUUUAUCCUCUACGAUGAGAACGGGGUUGAAGUUUCUCCUGUAUCGUCUCACCGUACUCUAAAAGAAUCAGAUCUUAAAAACCAGGCAAAUCUUGGGAAAUAUUCUUCAGACAAUAGUAUUCCAGGAAUCUCAAAGAAGUUUCUCACCAAUGGAUCUGUGACCACCACGAACAAGCAGUCUGAUGGUGAAAGGGAGAAUCAGAUUCCUGUUCCUAGAGAGAGCAACUCUAAGAAUAUAUUCUAUAAACACUACAGCAAGGGCAGUGAGAUCCUCAGGAAGGAUGGGCAAAAAUAUAGCAUCGUGAGCAAUUCUAAUGGCGAUGAACUCGGCCAUUUCUCCUACUAUUGUCAUGAAGACUCUAAGGGCGAAAAGAUAGAAUAUAGGAACAGCAAACAAAUUCAUCUGAAUGAAGACAAGACAGAGUCUGACCUUGAUAGUGUAACCACACCAAUCGCUACUUCAGAUAUGAAGUCUGAGUUUAGGGAUAGGUUCCAUGAUGCCUCUGGAGAGGUUAAGAGGAUCACAAUGAAGUCCCAAAGACAUUUAAUUGGAGCUAAGCAUAGGAAAACUAUGGUGCCUCCUUCUAUACAGCAGCUUACAAUUUUAGAAGAAGCCUCUAUUUCAAUGGAGCAAUCUCGUGAGGCUGAAAGUGAGUCAGAAAAGGAAGAUAAAAUAGCAAAUAGCUUAAUCCCGGCUAAUACUCAGAUGAUAGUACCAAACGAGCAAGGCAAUAAGCAAUAAUUUAUAUUCAAUUUUCUAUUAA
This is a messenger RNA of Moneuplotes crassus, 1856 nucleotides long. Lineage: Eukaryota; Ciliophora; Spirotrichea; Euplotida; Euplotidae. The record is from the annotation of a GenBank genome assembly.